Molecule: messenger RNA, 4143 nt
Organism: Capsaspora owczarzaki ATCC 30864
Lineage: Eukaryota; Filasterea; Ministeriida; Capsasporidae
Exons: 3
Coding region: 67-3969 (1300 amino acids)
Biological process (GO): protein phosphorylation
Molecular function (GO): ubiquitin-protein transferase activity; protein kinase activity; ATP binding
Source: RefSeq, a predicted model, not a curated record
CAUCUUCUUCUUUUGUGUACAUCAAACCAGCUCUGAGCCGUGCAUCCAUCCAUCCAGUUGUCGUUGAUGGAUUCAGCAUCAGCGCCGCUCAAGUCGACCGCGACGCCGCCCGUCGUCACUCCGCAGCAAGCCAAGCUCCCUGGUGUCCGCAACCUCCGCAGCAAGUUCGAAUCGGGCUCCGGCUCGGACGCUGCCGGCGCUGGCUCUGGCUCUGGCUCCAGUGCGUCUGCCUCCAAUGCGUCGACGCCGUCCUCAAUCAGUCGGCCCGACUCCCCAGCGGGCGGUGGCCCAUCGAGCUCGGCGUCAGACGCACCAUUGCAGCGUGGACGCGUUCGCUCCGCGUCUGGCACAGUCAACCCCGUGACUGGACUCUACUCGUCGGGAUCGCUCCAAGCGCUGCUCGCUCAGGAUGCCGCGGCUGCCAACUCAGAGGCAAACCCCUCUGCUCAGCCGAGCGCGGCCUCACCCUCAAAACCACCCCUGCCGGUUGCGCCAGUGUCGUCACCAUCGAUGCUCGGGAGGUCCCAGUCGGGUCGCAUCGGGUCGCCGGCUGCACCUGGGUUGGCGCGACCUGCGAUGCCGUCGUCACCCAAGCCAACGCCUCAAUUUGGCUCCAAACCAAGCACGCUGGCUCGCACCGGCAGCAGCACCGCCGUGCCUACUAUUCCGAGUGCAACAGGCACAUCUAGUACAUCGAGCCCUUCGAGUGCAGUCGCCUCGUCGGAGGGAUCAAGCGCACCUCGUCCAGCCGCCGCGGCCAGUCCCAGUCAUGCUCCAGCUGCAGUUGUCGCCGCUCCCCAGGAGAAACCGGAGGCAAAGCCUUUGGCGCCAACCUCGGACUCUACACAUGCGACCUUUGUCUCGCGCAUCAAUCAAAAUAACGCGCUCUACAGCGACGCCGAACGUGAAAUCAUGGCGGCUCUCGAUAUGUUUGAUACCAAGCCUACUCCUCCUGCUGCGUCUCCGACGCCGAUCGUUCCUGCGGUCGCUACUCUAGCGUCGAGCGCGGCCAUGGAGGUGGCCCCCAUCUCUGCUCCUGAAUCGGUCGCAACCGCCCCGACCGUGUCCGAGCCUGUUGCUGUGAGCGUUGUCGCUGAGACACCCGUUGCAGACUCUCAAGCCUCAGCAAAACCAGCUGCAGUCGAGGACAUUGCAACCACUGCUGCUCUGGGAGAUAUUUUGGCCAGCGUUGAAAUGUUCCUUGCAACCCACACGCCACCAGCAACGGCCGCCGCAUCCCCCGCUACUACAACCACCACCACUGCGCCGCAACCUGCAUCAUCUGUCAGCACUGCGCCACCACCUGCGACUGUCAGUCCCACUCCGCAGUCACAGAUGGCAGUCGCUGUCAAAAUUGCUGCGCUCGAACCUGCCGUUGCCGUCAUGUCGCCGCCUGCACAGACCGCCACCCGUACGGAGGUUACCACCACUCAGUCCGGAAUCUCGUCGGUUGCGGUGGCAACGGCUACACUGCGAGCGGCUGCGACUCCUGCAGCACCUAUUCCCAACUCGGUCCCCGCUGCACUUCCCAAGGCCGUCGCUGGCUCAUCCACACUAGCUCGCCAACCCUCCAAGAUUGUGCGAGCUUUGACGCCAGCUGCGCUGCGUAGCGAGCUGCUUCACGUGGCGACUUGUCAAUCUCAGCAGGCCGCGCAUCAAGCAUUUGCUGCACUGGGAACCAAGAGCGUGGAUCAAGAGUUUUCCGCGGUGCAACCGCUGUUUCCCAGCUCGUCGUUGUAUACAGCCACGUUGCAGCAGAAUAAGCAACCAGCUUUGCUUCAUCGUAUUGCGAUUGGGCUUCUUUCUCCGAGUCAAGGGUCGCUUCUCGCUGAAGAUCUUGCUCGGUAUCGCAGUUUCCACCACUAUGCCCUAGCUCCAAUUUCGGAUGCCUUUUUUGAUCAAGCAAACAACGAUUUAAUUCUAGUGUCGACCCCAGUGUUCGCUGAAACACUCGAAGCCUGGCUCAGCGCGCCGGCAAACCGCACGGACAUGUUGCAGCUCAAAUCGAUCGUGUAUCAGUUGCUGCAAGGCUUGUCGUCUCUGCACGAGCGCAGUACCAGUUUUGGCUGCUUCACUGCUGCACACGUGCGCCUCGGUACGCAAAAGGACCCCUCUGGCAGCAUCCCCGCUUUGCUUGCUGCUCGAAUGCCAGUACUGUGGGGAAUUGCCUUGGGCGAUCAGCUGGGGUCUUUGCGCACGUGCCAGGCUCAACAUUUCGUCGUCCCGCCAGAAGUGGAAAAGUUUGAGCGGCUUUCGGGAGACCCCUGGUACGCAACUGCUUAUGCGGCCGACGCCUGGUGCCUCGGUGCGCUUUUGCAUGUUGCCGUUUUCCAGACCACACCCGUGUUUGAUGGGGACAGUCAGCUGCCAACACUUCCGCGCCAGAAAGGCGGCGACCCCCAAUUGCGCAGUCUCAUUCGGGCUCUGCUGCACAAGGAUGUCUGGAAGCGCUUGUCCUGUCGCGCCGCGCUCGUCCACGGCUACUUUGUGGAUGAUGAAUCUCUAGGCACUGAUUUGGAGGAGGAAAAGCCAAGCAGCAGCAGCAGCAGCGGCAGCAGCAGCAGUCACGUAUCCGGUGGGAAUGGUGGCAAUGGCACGCUCGCCAACCCGCUUCUCAAUAAGGCCAAAACGGCCACUGGCCCAGCAGGCUCUGCACCGUCUUCCCCGAUCAAAGCCAAGGGAACACUUGCGCGGUCCAACAGCAGUCUGUCGCGCAAUGUCCUCCCGAGCGCGAUGGCGGCCGCGCAACACCAUUUAGCGAUUGGCGACCAGGGCUCGAGCGCAGGGCUCUGGAUGGAGCGCCUGUAUGUCCGCUCCUUUGCCGAAAAGGGCGUGUCUCGUACCACCUUGGUGGUGGAUGUCAAGUACCAAGAGUCCAUCCCCCACUUUCCGCAGUCCACGCACUGGUCGCCGUCCGAGCGCCUCAUUCGAACCACUUUAACGUGCUUUGCCUCGUUGUUUGAGGCGGACCUUGCCAAGAAACUUGUCUUCCGGGUGGAUCGCAAGCUCUUGCUGUCGUCUGAAGAGUUUUAUCCCAUCUUGUUUGGUCUGAUUAUGCAGUGUGCAACGGCGCAAUCCGUGUCGCGAUCAGCCCACCAAUCAACCAUUUCGAGCACCGACUCCUCUCACCGGUCGCUGCGCUUGUUUGAAUGGGCAUCGACAGUCGCUGACCAAGACGUGACAUUGCUUCCUGUGCCUACGGGGCUGGAGAUCCGCUUUGGUACCCCCGCGGGAGCCACGCCGGAUGCGCUGAUUGAAACACAUGAGGCCUUUGGUCGAUUGUUGAUCAAGUGCGUUUUGGACGGCUGUCGUGUCACGUUGCCAUUAUCGUCCGCCGUAUUCAAGUUCCUCCUGAAUGCACCAGCUGCCACUCGCGACAUUGCCAGCUACACUGGCAAGCUCACACUCGACGACAUGACGACAUCGGGCUUGGGCGAGGAGGCGCGCGAGCUUGUUCAAGCGUUGAUUGACAGUCGUCGUCCCGAGCUCGAGGCUCUUCGACGUGGCUUUGCCAUCUCGAACGUUUUCCAUCACUUGACGAGUCUAUCCAGCUUUGAGCUGCAGUCCCUGUGCUGCGGCGUGAGUGACUCUGUCGAGGACUUGCGCGCUUGGCUGAGCAACCAUUUGGACUUUGUUGGCUUUGAAGCGUCCAGCCAUAGUCCUGCCUGGCUCAAGCACACGGUGCUGCAUCGAAUGGACGGGCGGUCGAUUCGUCGAUUGCUGUAUCUGUGCACGGGCCAGUGCGGCAUCUACUUGCUUCGCCUCGCCAAACAGCCCGUCGAAGGCGAGCUUCCCGCAAUCGAGUCUGGCACGUUGGAGACGCGCAUUGUCGUCUCACCUGCGCCAGCUGGCCUCAGCUAUCCACGCCUUUUGUUCAAGCUCCAGCGAAUCGAACUGGGUUUGUUCGAUACCAAAGACCAGCUCGGCAAGGAGUUUGUUGAGGCGCUUCGUGUGGCCCAUCAAAGCUAACGCAAGAGGGGUGGUCAAGUAUUUGUUUUCCGACCAGGGGGUUCUUGUACCCGAUGCUUUUUCAUCACCUGUCGCAAGGACGACUAGCGAGUGAUUGUGUGAAGUGUUUUAAGUGUUUUUGUCAAUGUGCAAUUGUUUUAUUUCUAUCUGUUCGCAAAUGUACGUUCGUUUGAG